GAUCAUGGCUGCAGCCAGACACCAGGACGAUUUAGAGGACGAUCUGACCUGUUCCAUUUGCCUGGAGAUUUACACAAAUCCUGUGAUACUCAACUGUAAGCACAGCUUCUGUCGAAGUUGUAUUGAAGAUUUAUGCCAGGAACAGGGUUCCAGCACGUCUUCUUGUCCAUUAUGUCAAGCAACCUUCAGAUUAGGGGCUGAUCUGGAGAUGAAUUUCCAACUGGCAAACAUAGUUCAGAAAUACGCAAACUUGGAUUUGUCUCGUAACUUUGUUCCCUGUACCUACUGUACCAAGAAGCCCUUUCCUGCUGUUAAAACCUGUCUUAAAUGUGAAGUAUCGAUGUGCUCCAUACAUAUCAGACUGCAUCGAGAAAAUCCAAUGCUUAAAAGCCAUCCUCUAGUAGAUCCCACUGAGAAUCUGGCUGUAAGGAAAUGCACAGAGCAUGAGAAGCUGCUGGAGAUUUAUUGUCAGGAGGACGAGGUUCUUGUCUGCAGUCUUUGUGCUUUGAUAGGAAAUCAUAGGGGCCACUACUUAAUGAGCAUCGGGGAAGCAGCAGACGAACUAAGGAAUCACUUGGAAAAUCAUCGAGAGAAGAUCGGGGUCAAUGCUAAAGCAUUACGAGCAACAAUGAAAGAUCUUCAGAAAGAAAAGUACAUUACAUUGGAUGUGUUGAAGGAAAGGAAAUGGAAAAUUCAGGAUAAAUAUGAUGCUCUGAGGCAGCAGAUUAGAAAUGAAGAGAAAGAAGCUUUUCAUCAGUUGGACAAGGAGAAGCACCGUGCAAUAGGUGAGAUUGAUGACAGGAUCUACAAGCUGCGGAAUACAGUGAAAGAGACAGAGAAAUCUCUGACCACUCUCAAUAACAUUUCAAAAGAGAAAGAAGAUCUCCUCUUCAUACAGGGAUUUAAUUCAAUCACAGUCAUUUUGGAUAAAAUACAGUUGGAAGACGUGAGGAAAUGGAAAAUCGAGCCAACCAAAAAGCAGAGGAACAGAGAGGUGAUGAUCAGACUCUAUGGGCAGACACCGACACUGGAUCCAAACACAGCACAUUGUGGUCUUAUUCUGACAGAUAGUCGUAGGACAGUGUCAUCAUCUGGUCAGACUAAGCAAUAUCCAGACAAUCCCCAGCGAUUUGAUGAGUGGUGGCAGGUUCUCGGCAUCGAGGCAGUGAGCUAUCGCCCCUCUUACUGGGAGGUGACGGUUAGAAAAGAUGGGGCCGGAUGGAAGAUUGGAGUUUGCUACGGGACCAUGAAGAGGAAAGGAGAGGGCGAUGAAUGUGCAUUGGGACUGAACAUAAAAUCCUGGUGUCUUGAGUCGUGGCUGGACACCUGGGGCGACUCAAUUGAGGCUCUGCACAAUAAUGUUAAGACAAAGCUAACAGCAGAUAGACUCACUAAAGUGGGUGUGUACGUGGACUUUGAAGGCGGAAUAAUCUCCUUUUACAAUGUAUCUGGUAGGAAAUUAAUCCUGAUACAUACUUUCCACCAAACAUUCACUGAGCCCCUCUACCCAGCAUUCUGCGCGCAUCCUGGCACAUCUCUGUCCCUAACUGCUCUGAAUGCAAAAGCCAGCCCACCUUCUGAGGAGGGUGACCUUGUCUGACCAAUCUCCUGGAUCAUCUCAAUUGACUGCAUGAAGAUGCUAUAUGAUCUUGUGCGUCUAGACUUCCAAACGGCGUUUGACAAAAUUCAGUAUGCGCAACUCCUUUACAAAAUGAUCUCACUGAGUAUCAAGGAUAUAUCAUGAAAACAGAUCAAUAAAUGGCUAAAGGGAAGCUUAGUCAAAAAAGGAUGUAUUUAAUGGGGUGCUUCACGAGGCUUUACUAAAAUCAUCUCCAGUGCAUGUUAUACUGUCGAGGCAUGAGGUGUAUUUCUGGACUCAGUCCGAGUCAGUUAAAUUUUCGGAUAUCACUAGGCUGGGAGGACUGUGGAUUUAGAGAAGCCAGUCAGAAGAUCUUAGGAAGACAAAUCUAUAGGACAGGCAGCAUGUCUUCUUUAAUUGGGGAUAUCUAUUAUGGUUUAAUUGGGGAUUUAAUUGGGGAUAUCUCUUUUGGUCUAUCUGCUAAUUUGUUUAAUUACUGUAGUGUUUUGUGAGCGAUCUGAAUAAAUAAUAUUUGGAACAUU
Molecule: messenger RNA, 2121 nt
Organism: Callorhinchus milii (elephant shark)
Lineage: Eukaryota; Metazoa; Chordata; Chondrichthyes; Chimaeriformes; Callorhinchidae
Product: E3 ubiquitin/ISG15 ligase TRIM25
Exons: 6
Coding region: 5-1600 (531 amino acids)
Molecular function (GO): protein binding; zinc ion binding
Source: RefSeq, a predicted model, not a curated record